Molecule: messenger RNA, 1564 nt
Organism: Lutzomyia longipalpis
Lineage: Eukaryota; Metazoa; Arthropoda; Insecta; Diptera; Psychodidae
Gene: Scgalpha
Product: epsilon-sarcoglycan
Exons: 5
Coding region: 122-1357 (411 amino acids)
Cellular component (GO): sarcoglycan complex
Source: RefSeq, a predicted model, not a curated record
AGUGUACAGUGGGUUUGUGUGAGUUUCCCCAGUUUUCCCCAAUUUUCCAUGAAGGAGAUGACUUUUAUCGAUCCCGAGAAAAAUCUUCUGUGAAAGGAGCAGCAACGGAUCAACUACAAAAAUGUGGAAAAUAUUGGCAUUUUCCCUAUUUGGACUUUUCCUCCCUGCAUCCGGAAGUUUAAAUUUAGAUCCAAUUUUUGUGUCUGAACUCUUCUCCCUUCGCAUUGAUGCAACAUUUUUCAACUGGAGCUCCACAUUGACACCCAAUCAGUACGUCUUCCGCCCAUCUCUCGAAGGAUAUCCGGAUUUGCCGUCAUGGAUGCGUUAUAUGUACAGUGAAGAGCACCGAGCGGGAUUUCUCUACGGUACCCCACCGGACAGGCUUGCUGGCAAGGAGGUGAGACUGGAGAUUGUUGGGCUCAAUCGACAAACCUUCGAGACGCGCCAAAUAAUCCUUUCAAUGUGGAUGACUGGUAAGAUAGCUGCCAGGAAUGUGGUUCAGAUGAAAAUCGAUAAUCUCGACUGGGUACAUCUGAUGGACCCUGGGAGAAUUGAGAAUCUAAAGAAUAUCUACCAGAAGGAUCUCUGGCCCGAAAGUGCAAAGGAUUUGCACAUUGUCUUCAUGGAGGCUGCAACAAAAAUGGGUGCACGUCUUCCCGUGUUGCCGCAACUGCACGAGGGCGUUAUUGUUCAUCUCGGCAGCAAUGCAAUGUUCUCAGAACGACUUCUAGAACUCCAGGAAGAAGUUAAGCCACUCUACAAAAUCUCUACGUGCAACUACAAACGUACUUCCGUGCAAACAACCUUCGAAAAUGGCGGUUUCCGCCUCGAUUGGUGUGCUUUUCGUAUUGUAGGAGACGACACUCGAGCUGAGGAUAGUCUCAAAAAUACUCAAGGAUUUGGCCAUGAUCGUGGACAGGAUCGUUGGCAGGGAAUUAGUCGGUCGGAUGCUCCGCAAAGGAACUACAUCGAUGAAUUUACAUUCGCCGUAGCUAUUCCAGGGAUGAUUCUUGCAAUUCUCAUUGCUCUCCUCUCCUGCAUCUUCUGCUUCCAACAUAAGUCUAUAGAUGAUCCUCAUUCGGAAUAUUUCUUUGAAACCAUCUUCCACAUUUGCAAAGAAUUCAGAGAAAGAAAAAAUCCAACAGUUCCAAUUGUUAAAUUAACACAAGAUUCUGCAAACUAUCCUCAAACUACUUUGUUGAAGAGUCUCAAAGAUGCUCCGAAUUUGAAUGCUGAGAACCUUAGUCUUCACUCACAGAGCCCAAUUCAUGCUCAGGAUACAACCACAGAUUCAAAUGUGAAUGUCUACAUGCGCCCCAAACCACCCCCAUAUAAGAGGAAUGGUGUCCAUAUAUGACAAUCAGCUCCUCGAGUCCUCUUCUGUUAAAGAGCAACCCCUGCAUAUCAUCAUUACAAAGCGUUCAUAGUGCAUCCGUAGUAGCCAACCAUGUCACCUGCCUAUCAAGCCAUCAGGUUAAAAUUCAAUUUUAUGCUUUCUUGUAUAAGAUAUGUAGAAAGAGUAAAUUUGCGUGGAGUCUAAAAUAAAAUUAUUUAUUGAAUAGUA